GGAAGGAGGGGCGGGGCCUCUGGUGGCGGCUGGGAACUUGGGGGGGGAGGCGGCAACAUUGUUUCAAGUUGGACAAAUUGACAAGAGCGAGAGAUACGCUGCGUUCCAUCCCGACCUGGGGCCACGGUGCUGGGCCCUGUUUUCCCCUCCUCGGCUCCCGAGAGCCGGGGCCCGCCAUCUGCUGGGUUUCCAGGCCCCCGCUCCAGGGCCGGGCUGACCCGACUCGCUCGCGCUUCAUGGAGAACUUUCAAAAGGUGGAAAAGAUCGGAGAGGGCACGUACGGAGUUGUGUAUAAAGCCAGAAACAAGUUGACGGGAGAAGUGGUGGCGCUUAAGAAAAUCCGCCUGGACACUGAGACUGAGGGUGUACCCAGCACUGCCAUCCGAGAGAUCUCUCUGCUUAAGGAGCUUAACCAUCCUAAUAUUGUCAAACUGCUCGAUGUCAUCCACACAGAAAAUAAACUCUACCUGGUUUUUGAAUUUCUGCACCAAGAUCUGAAGAAAUUCAUGGAUGCCUCUGCUCUCACUGGCAUUCCUCUUCCACUCAUCAAGAGCUAUCUGUUCCAGCUGCUCCAGGGCCUAGCUUUCUGCCAUUCUCACCGGGUCUUGCACCGGGACCUUAAGCCUCAGAAUCUACUUAUCAAUGCUGAGGGGUCUAUCAAGCUAGCCGACUUUGGACUUGCCAGAGCCUUUGGAGUCCCUGUUCGUACUUACACCCAUGAGGUGGUGACCCUGUGGUACCGAGCACCUGAAAUCCUCCUGGGUUGCAAGUACUACUCCACAGCAGUGGACAUCUGGAGCCUGGGCUGCAUCUUUGCUGAGAUGGUGACCCGCCGGGCCCUAUUCCCUGGAGACUCUGAGAUUGACCAACUCUUCCGGAUCUUUCGGACUCUGGGGACCCCAGAUGAGGUGGUUUGGCCGGGAGUUACUUCUAUGCCUGAUUAUAAGCCAAGUUUUCCCAAGUGGGCCCGGCAAGACUUUAGUAAAGUCGUACCUCCCCUGGAUGAAGAUGGACGGAGCUUGUUAUCGCAAAUGCUGCACUACGACCCCAACAAGCGGAUUUCGGCAAAGGCAGCUCUGGCUCACCCUUUCUUCCAGGAUGUGACCAAGCCUGUACCCCACCUUCGACUCUGAUGUCCUUCUCUGAGCCCCCACACCCAGUCUCACUCUUGCCUCCAGUGUGGGCUUGACCUGGCUCGGCCCUGGGCUAUUGGGUUCAGGUGGCCCCCUGAUCUUGUCAGGCUGCCUUAACACCCACCUCCCUCUCUUGACCAGUCAACUCUGGGGAUACAGGGAGAAAUAGGUGAAAAUGAAAGGAAGUUUCAGUGCACUUAAGUCAGUCUCCACCACCCUCUCGCCUUGCUCUUAGUCAUUGCUGCAGAGGGGUGGUAUUAAACCAAACAAACGAAAACAAAGCUCACUGUCCUCCCCACAUGUUGGGUUUGCCAUCCCAUCUCUGAAUGCUCAUAAUUAUUAUUUCUUGUGUUUGGGAUGACAAAGACCCCACACCUGCUGCCACUGUUUUUGUAAAGGCUCAUAGCAUGGGGCUAAGUUGGAACUUUUGAGAACCAAGCAAAACAAAACCACGGGGAGGGGUCUGUUUUUAAAAAUGAGGCUAGGAAAAUAGAUCCAAUCCGUUUAUACCCUAGUUUUAGUGUUUCACCUUGCCUAACAGGCUGGAGAGUCAAGACUCAGUCCUGGUGAGGCUGCAGAAGAAAUGAUUGCACCUAGUCCCCUUGUCUGACCCUCCUACAGGCAAAAGGAGUCUGGGAGGCUCCAGGACAGGGAUUGCUUCAUUCCAAUCUGUUGCCUCAUCAUGGCUUUAUGAGGCAGGUGAGAGAUGUUUGAAUUUUUCUUCCUUUUAGUAUUCUUAGUUCUUCAGUUGCCAGGAAUUCCUGCUCCCAUCUUCCUCUGAGGUCACCCCCCUUUACCCCACAGAAGUGGAAGUUAAGAGUUUAGGCAUCAUUUUGAGAAUGCUGACACUUUUUCAGGGUUGUGAUUGAGUGGGGGCAUUGGGAGAAAAAUAUUUCUUUAAAAGAAGGAUGAACAAUUAUAUUUAUAUUUCAGAUUAUAGUAGUUUUUUUUGUCAGAGUGGGUGGAUUUGUUGCCAUGUGCACCUUGGGAUUUUGUAAUACCAAUGCGAAAAACGCAUUUUUUUUUUCUUUUUAUGGUUUUGUCUCUCUUCUCCUAUCCCUUGUCCUUGAGUGCUCUUGUUAUUAACGUUAUUUGUAAUUUAGUUUGUAAUCCAUUAAAAAAAAUGUUCCUAGUUUUAUA
Messenger RNA from Carlito syrichta (Philippine tarsier), 2273 nucleotides. It is a transcript of the gene CDK2, whose product is annotated as cyclin dependent kinase 2. The record is from RefSeq and is a predicted model, not a curated record. Gene Ontology annotation, biological process: signal transduction; regulation of gene expression; regulation of G2/M transition of mitotic cell cycle. The transcript is spliced from 7 exons. Lineage: Eukaryota; Metazoa; Chordata; Mammalia; Primates; Tarsiidae. Gene Ontology annotation, cellular component: cytoplasm; cyclin-dependent protein kinase holoenzyme complex; nucleus. The coding region runs from base 237 to 1133 and encodes 298 amino acids. Gene Ontology annotation, molecular function: cyclin binding; ATP binding; cyclin-dependent protein serine/threonine kinase activity.